AUGAUCAACUCUUCACCAUCAUCACAAACUGAUUCCGCAAAACGUCUUCGUUUAACAAUUCCACGAAAUAAUAAUAAUAAUAAUAAAACAGAUUUAUUAACUCAUUCAAAUACAAUAUUACCAGAGCAAAUUGAUGAAAAAAAUAAUCAUAUACAAAAAAAAUCUAUUGAUUGUAAUAAUUCAAUGACAACAAUGAAACAACAAUUAUCAGCAUCCAUUGACAAUGAAAAUGAUACAACUUUAUUAACAACUACUACAACUACAACUACUGUUGAAGUUAAAGUUAAAACAACUAAAACAUCAUCAUCAUCAUCAUCACGCAAACGUAAACUUAAUAUUGUUGAUGAUACGAUAAAUACGAAUAAUAAUAAUACUACUAAUAAUAAUAAUAAUAAUGACAAUAUUAACAAUCAACAACAACAACCAGCCAGUAAGAAAAAGAAAAAACAACGAUCAAUUAAUAAUGAAACAAAUACUAACGAUGAAUCUUCAACUAAUGAUAAUGAUAAUAAUCAUCAAAUACAACCAAAAACCGUUGAUCAAUCAUCUGUAACUGAUGAAUCCUCAUUUGGUUCAUGUGAACCAGGUACUAAUGUUGUUUUACAAGGAAUUGUUUGGAAUGAAACAGAUAAAGGUGUGCUCGUUGUUAAUAUCACCUGGCGAGGCAAAACUUAUGUUGGUGCAUUGCUUAAUACAACUGAACAAAAUUGGGCUCCACCUCGUUAUAAAUCUGAUGUUCGAACAACAAAACAUAAUCGUCAUAAUCAUCAUCAUAAUCAUAAUCGAGAUUAUUUAUUAACUGCAACAGCAUCAUCUUCACAAUCAGCUAUUCAUUUACAAUCAAAUUCAAAUUCUUCAACAAAUGAACCAGCUGAAAGAAUUUUACGUAAUGGUAAACGUCGAGGUACAUAUACAACAGUAACACCAAGUACAACAACAGCUACAACAAGAUCUAAUUCAUUUAAAAUUCCUGAAGCACCACCAUCGAAAAAUGAUGAAACAUCAACAACAGAAAAACUUAUUGAUACUGGUAGUGGUGCACCAUCAUCAUCAUCAACAAGUGUUAAUGAUGAAGAUGAUACAAAUUCUAUAUCAGAAGAAAAAACUUUAGUUAGAAAUGGUGUUGAUGAUGAAACAGGUGAUAAUUGUUCAAGUCGAAGUGUUAGUCCAACAACAAGCGGUGGAAGUACAACAUCAUCAAGUCCACCACCAUCAAUUCAAGAAAAACCUAUGACUUUACCACAAACAACAGAUACUAUCGAACAAUCAAUACCAUCUAUACCAAUUGAUUUAUCAAAUUCUCGAUCAACAAUGAAAAUCGAAGAUAAUUCAUCAUCCUAUAAUUCAAUUAUUCAAACACCAUCACCAUCAAUAACUCCAUCAUUUUUAUCUUCAUUCACAAACAAAACAUCGAAAUCAAAAACUAAAGAAACACUAUCAACACCACCUUCUCUAUUAUCACCACAUCCGUUUAAUAAUGGUUUGCUUUUUUCGCCGCCGGCUAAUCCAUCCAGUUAUUAUCCACCACCACCAUCUCCAUUUCUACAUGGACCACCGAAUUCAUUUGGUUUAUCACCAUUUCAUCCUCAUCAUCAUUCACCAACAUCAUCAUUACACAGUAAUACUAAUAAAAAUAAACUAUCACCAUCAUCGUCAUCUGCUAUUUCUCCUUCAUCUUAUCUCCCACUUCCUCCACAGCUUUAUUUUAAUCCAUUGACAGCACCCCGUUUUCCAUCUGCAUGUUCUUCUUCUCCAUCAUCUUCUUUGUCUAAAUCGUCACGCUAA
Molecule: messenger RNA, 1785 nt
Organism: Adineta steineri
Lineage: Eukaryota; Metazoa; Rotifera; Eurotatoria; Adinetida; Adinetidae
Source: the annotation of a GenBank genome assembly